AUGUCUUGACCUCCGUCGUGACGUCCGCAGCUCCUAGUGUUCGCGUAAAGCGAGGCUCAUAACCUCAACGGAUGUGGCGUCCUGCAGCAGCGGAGGUGGCAGUGCUGCUGUAGCUCGUAGACUUUGUAGUCUACCACAGAGGUUACACUGCUGUCACCGCUCUAUCACAGAGGUUGGUCUACACUGCUGUGAGAUCGAGGCCCGAGCGAGGUCUGGAAAGAGAAAAGUAGAUAGAUUUUCUUAUCAACUGACUUCCUGGUCAGGCUUUGAUGGGUGCUAGAUGAGAGUGAGCACAAGGGGCGAAGGCGCGCUUGUGUCUCAUCUCAACAACAAAACAAAAACAAAAAACAAGCAGCAAAAACACAGCAGGUUCCGAGGGUCUCCGGAGUNUGCUGAGUACCAUCUCUUCUUUCUGUAUUAUGUCUACGGAAGGCUAGUUGCCGCAGUCGCACCUAUGCAUUCCAUUGGAGGCUCCUACUUUGGCUGGGGUUGGCGAAGCCAAGCGGUGCAACGAUUGAAAAAUCAGACGCACGUCGGGACGCUCGCGACUCCCGAAGCACGCAGUCAAGGGGAGAAUGGUCUACACUGCGAAAUACUUGGACUGCUACAGCAAGGGUGUCUUGGGCGGCGUGUCCUCAGAGACGAGCAGGGGGCGAGAUCGGAGGAAGAGGUGUUUGUGCGUGGUGGUCUGUUGCUGAUGUGUGGGGAUGGACGCGGGCGCUCGAAAUGCCUAGGCACGAAGGCUCCGAACAACUGUUCCAAGUUCCCCUGCUCCUAUUGCAUGCACCGGCGCACUUGGGGCCGGACGAUGGACGGCUUCUCCGAGCUGGAAGCGCUUGCGGAUGAUCCCCUCCAACAGGAGGAACGCUCGAAAGAGUUGGGUCUGGUUGCACCGAACGCGUCCGGACUCAAGUUACCUCUGUACCAUGCCAUGCGCAUUGUUCCGGGGGACCACGUACCCGUCGAGCGUCUGCACUUCGACGCGCUGGGGCAAUGUCAGCUGUGCCAGGUUUUCUGCUUGGAACUACUCUCGAAGAAAGGUCGCCGGAUAGUCUCAGCCAUCAUGGCUCAGAAGUCGUCUUUGCUGUACCCACCCGGCACAUACAAGCUAAAGGAUAUCCUCNUGGAACUACUCUCGAAGAAAGGUCGCCGGCGAGUCUCAGCCAUCAUGGCUCACAAGUCGUCUUUGCUGUACCCACCCGGCACAGACAAGCUAAAGGAUAUCCUGACGGACUACCCAUCUCUCACUGGGAGCGACAAGUGGACGCUGCAAUCGAUCAUGCUCCUCGUGUUCCGAGUUGUGCUGCAGGAUAUCCCGUCCAUGGUGAGAUCUCAGUGUGACGUUUCGCGCCGACCUAACCCAAAGCACUUGCCGCAGAGGAGAAACAUGAAGAAGAGGGACAUGAAGGCGUUUAAAGCGGAGUGGGGAACGUACGAGUCUGUGUUGGACGCGCUACGGACGCUAAUUCAAAUGGUGUCUCUCCUGUCCUUCGCCCUCCGCGCGCCAUCAAACAACGACAAGGAACUACGACCACUCGACAACCUCGCGCGUGACGCGUAA
This is a messenger RNA of Ectocarpus sp. CCAP 1310/34, 1561 nucleotides long. NCBI's taxonomy places the organism in Eukaryota, Phaeophyceae, Ectocarpales, Ectocarpaceae. The record is from the annotation of a GenBank genome assembly.